Molecule: messenger RNA, 907 nt
Organism: Ictalurus furcatus (blue catfish)
Lineage: Eukaryota; Metazoa; Chordata; Actinopteri; Siluriformes; Ictaluridae
Gene: myoz2b
Product: myozenin 2b
Exons: 6
Coding region: 152-907 (251 amino acids)
Cellular component (GO): actin cytoskeleton; Z disc
Molecular function (GO): FATZ binding; actin binding; telethonin binding
Source: RefSeq, a predicted model, not a curated record
CACACACACACUCCCCCAGCUCUGAGUGCUGAGUGCUGAGUGUAGAAAGGAGGAGAAAGGAGUGUGUGUGAAUCGGACUCUGAGGUGACCUCAAAACGUCCAGGUGGAACUGCAGACACACACAGCUCCUUUUGACUCACUGAACCUCAUCAUGUCACGAUUCAGCACACUUUCAGCUCAGGAGAGAAAGAAGCAAGCGGCGGCCAUUUGCAGUGAAAUCCACGGCACCACCAACGGGGAUACGAUGGAUCUGGGCAAAAAGCUCUCUGUCCCUAAAGACAUCAUGCUGGAGGAGCUCUCUCUCCUCUCCAACCGAGGCUCACGCCUCUUCAAAAUGCGGCAGCGCAGGUCCGAGAAAUACACCUUCGAAAGCAUUCAGAACGAAGCCAACACCAUCUUAAAUAGUGAAGACCAGACUGGUGCUGAAAAUGCAGAAAACAAAACUCCAAACACUCCAGAUGCCAGAAACCCACCGAACCCUGAGGAGAUCGCACCGGGUUACGGAGGUCCACUGAAGGAUGUUCCCUCGGAGAGGUUUAACGCUACGGCUCUGCCCAAAUCCUACCACUCGCCCUGGGAGCAGGCCAUCAUCAACGACCCGGCUCUGGCCGACACGCUGCAGCUCCACAUGCCCGCUCCGGAACCCAGAGCCCAGAUGCCAGACUACAAGAGCUUUAACAGGGUGGCCACACCGUAUGGAGGGUUUGAAAAAGCUCCUCGAGGAAUCACCUUCAAGGUUCCGGAGAUCGACCUGAACCCGCCGAGGUACUCGGAGCUGCAGGACCCCACGGCCAAGCGGCCCACCUUCAACCGCACGGCUCAGGGCUGGAUCUCCGACGGAGUUCCUCUCAUUUUACCCACGAUCCCCAUGGAGCCGCCGGAGAUCCCCGAGUCUGACGACCUGUAA